AACUUGAAAGUGUAUAGCUGGAUCCCUUGAUUUUUUUACCAGAAACUUCCUGCUUACCUGACCUCACAGUGACACUGCUUCUUCUUCCCCUUCUUUAAAAUCCCACUUCAACACACCUCCUCUGCCUCCCAAACAAACAACCAUCCAACUCUGCAACUAUGUCUUUCCUUGCAUGUUUAUCUCUCUUCCUUUCUCUUUCUCUUACAAUACUCUCUGUUUCUUCCCAACAAUUACUCUUCCCUUUAACUCACCCACUCUCUAAAACCCAAUUCUCAUCAGCCCACCACCUCUUAAAAUCCACCGCCACCCUCUCCGCCGCUCGCCACCGUCGCCACUCCAAUAAAAACAAACAACAAGUAUCCCUCCCUUUAUCCCCUGGAAGCGACUACACCUUAACCUUCACUCUCAACUCCCAAACGAUGUCUGUUUACAUGGACACAGGGAGCGACGUCGUUUGGUUCCCCUGUUCUCCUUUUGAAUGCAUCCUCUGUGAAGGUAAAUACAAACCCGGUACUCUCUCCCCUCUCAACGUAACCAAAUCAUCUCUCCUCUCAUGCAAAUCACCUGCUUGCUCUUCCGCUCACUCUUCUCUCCCUUCCUCUGACCUCUGCGCCAUUGCAAAGUGCCCUCUUGACGAAAUUGAAAUAUCUGAUUGUGCUAAUUUUGCAUGCCCUUCUUUCUACUAUGCUUAUGGUGAUGGAAGCUUUAUUGCUCAGCUUCAUAAACAGAGUCUACUCAUGCCAUCUAGCUCAAAUAAUAAGCCAUUAGUUCUUAACAAUUUCACCUUUGGUUGUGCUCACUCUACUCUGGGUGAACCCAUUGGUGUUGCUGGUUUUGGUAGAGGUUCUCUUUCUCUUCCCGCCCAAUUAGCUAACUUAUCCCCUGAAUUGGGUAAUCAAUUUUCUUAUUGUUUGGUUUCUCACUCUUUUGAUUCCACCAAACUCCGACACCCUAGUCCUCUUAUUCUUGGUAAAUAUAAGGCCACUCAAUUUGAAGAAGUUUCUCACUUUAUUUAUACUCCUCUGUUGGAUAACCCCAAACACCCUUAUUUCUAUUCCGUUGGGUUGGAGGCUAUUUCUGUUGGGAACCGCCGGAUUCCGGCACCGGAGAAUUUGAGAAGCGUUGACGGACAAGGAAACGGUGGUAUUGUGGUGGAUAGUGGGACCACAUACACCAUGUUGCCGACCGGGUUGUACAGGUCGGUGGCAGCUGAAUUGGAAAGUCGGGUGGGGAAGGUGUUUAAACGGGCGACUGAGACUGAGUCCACCACCGGGUUGACCCCGUGUUUUUAUUUGCAUGGUGGGAAAGGUAGCUUGGGAAUGGUGGUCCCCACUUUGGCUUUCCAUUUUGGAAGGAAUUCUAGUGUGUUGCUCCCUAAAAGAAAUUACUUUUACGAAUUUAUGGACGGUGGUGAUAAGGGGAAGAAGGGGAGGAAAGUAGGGUGUUUCAUGAUGAUGGACGGUGGAGAUGAGGUGGAGAGUGGGCCCGGAGCUACACUUGGGAAUUACCAACAGCAGGGUUUUGAGGUGGUUUACGAUUUGGCGGAACGGCGGGUGGGGUUUGCCCGUAGGAAGUGCGCAACUAUGUGGAAUAAUCUAAACCAGCACUAACGUGCGCCGGUACGGAGCUGAGUAUAUUUAUGGGGGAGUUGACUUUUUGGAGAAGUUGUGUCAACGCAUAAUUGCCGCACGCCCACCCGCACGUGAGGUAAUCGUCAAGUCGUCAAGUUUGAAUGUUUGAUGGGUAGAUGAACAGGUCUUGUUUAAAUUUCAUUUGUGUAGAUAAAAUAAAGUUAUCUUCGUUGUAAAUAUUUCUACUUUUGUAAUUACUUUUUAGUUAUAUAUUCAGAGUUGUUCUUGUAGUUGUAUA
Messenger RNA from Spinacia oleracea (spinach), 1869 nucleotides. RefSeq names its product probable aspartyl protease At4g16563. Gene Ontology annotation, cellular component: extracellular region. Lineage: Eukaryota; Viridiplantae; Streptophyta; Magnoliopsida; Caryophyllales; Amaranthaceae. The transcript has a single exon. Gene Ontology annotation, biological process: proteolysis. Bases 159 to 1610 code for a protein of 483 amino acids. The record is from RefSeq and is a predicted model, not a curated record. Gene Ontology annotation, molecular function: aspartic-type endopeptidase activity.